Molecule: messenger RNA, 1059 nt
Organism: Dovyalis caffra
Lineage: Eukaryota; Viridiplantae; Streptophyta; Magnoliopsida; Malpighiales; Salicaceae
Source: the annotation of a GenBank genome assembly
AUGGAAGACAGAGAAGAGGAGAAAGCUGGAUUAGAAGACCGAUUGAGCGACUUACGUGACAACAUAAUUCACGAAAUCCUUUCUUACCUCGACAUAAAACAAGUUAUCCAAACUUCUGUUCUGUCAAAAAGAUGGAAAAACUUGUGGGCUUCUGUUCCCGAUCUAAAUUUUAACAGCAAAGGUGACACUGAACUAACUUUUCCUAACUUCUUCCGAAGAGUUCUGUCCAAACGGGGAGCUUGCAACGUUCGGAGAGUUGAAUUCUUUUCCCGUUUGCCUCUUCGUGUUUCAUCAAUGGAGGGUUUAAUAAAUUACGCAGUGUCUCAUCAGGUUGAGGAUUUUCGGUUUGUUUCUGAUGAUAUCCAACUUAUUUCUUUACCAGCAUGCAAGUCCUUGAAAACCCUUUUCUUAUCUCGAUGUAAAUUUGGUGAUUUUCUGACAUCUUUAGGUUUCGAUUUUGCCAAUCUUACCUCGUUGGACCUCUACGUUUGUUGUUUUUGUUAUUCUGGGAAUGAUGUUGGUGACCCUUUUGGUAGUUGUCCGAAUUUGAGGAGUUUAUGUCUCCGUUAUUGUCGGUUUCCAUCUUUGAAAAGGUUGAAAAUAACUGGGUUUCAGUUGGUUAGCUUAGAAAUUCAGGGGUUUGGGUAUGGUGAUCGAGGGUUACAAGAAGGUUGCGAGGUUGAGAUUUUUGCACCGAAUCUGUUGUCUUUUGUGUACAAAUUCUCCAAUCCAGUGGAUUUCUGUGGGCUUCAUUUUCCAUCUCUUGAGUAUGUUGAGGUUCAUGUUUGGCUCCAUGGUACUGAAGAGGCUACUGAUCAUGACAAAAAAAGGGUCAGUCUAUACUUGAUGGAUAUGUUUGAAGGUUUUGGUAAUGCACAAUCUGUCAAACUCUAUUGUGAAACCAUUCAGGUUCUUAAUUUGAUUGAGGGUUUACUAGAACAACAGUCUUCUCCCUUUAAAAGAUUAAAGAAAGUGGAGGUACAGGCAAACCUUGAAUCAUUCACGUUACCUGCUCAUGUGACGAAGUACUUGCUUGCUGGCACAAUCGGAUGUGAUUAG